AUGGGCCUAUUAACAAAUCUUCAUAGGAAGGUCAUUGUUUUGGGACUAGUUCCGAAGUUUUUGAAACAACUCCCACAGGUUGCAAAAUUACUGAUGCUUAUAAGUUUAAUCAUGAUAGCUAUAAUCCCAAUGGAUGGUCAAUACAGAAGAACAUAUAUCUCAGAAAAUGCUUUAAUGCCAUCUCAAGCAUAUAGUUACUUCAGGGAAUCGGAAUGGAACAUUGUAAGAGGAUAUCGUUCUCAAAUUGAAGAGUUUGUCAAGAAUAAUGCUACAGCAAAAGAAAGAAACCUGGAGGUCGAAUCGUGGCUACAGGAUUUUGGUAUUAAGACUAGUAUAUACCAUAAUGAGGAACACCAGGAUACAUUAUAUGGUAUAUUGCACACACCAAGGGGUGAUGGUACUGAGGCUAUCGUUCUAUCCAUACCUUGGUACAAUGGUGAUGAUGAAUUUAAUGUAGGAGGUGCUGCUCUCGGUAUUGGAUUACUAAGAUAUUUUUCACGUUGGCCUGUGUGGUCGAAGAACUUGAUUAUCGUUUUCAGCGAAAAUCCACGAGAUUCUUUGAGAGCAUGGGUGGAAGCGUACCACACCUCUUUGGAUUUAACUGGUGGCUCUAUUGAAGCAGCAAUUAAUAUCGACUAUGCAAGCGAUAGUGAUUUCUUGGAUUACGUUGAGAUAUAUUACGAUGGCCUAAAUGGUGAACUUCCAAAUUUAGAUCUUCUAAAUGUUGCAAUUAAAAUUACUCAACACGAAGGGAUGAAAGUAUCGUUAAAUGGCCAACCUAAGGAUACAAUUGAUGACGAUGGAUAUUUUCCAAGAUUAAAGACGAUGUUACUAGGCAUUAGAGACUCUACAUUCGCUGGUGUCAAGAGAGUACACGGCAAUGAGGCCUUUAGUGGCUGGAGAAUUCAAGCAGUUACGUUGAAGGCAUGUGGUACUGAAGGUAAUAUCGACAUAACUUCAUUUGGCCGUGUUUCAGAGGGUAUAUUUAGAGCUGUGAAUAACCUACUGGAGAAGUUUCAUCAAUCUUUCUUCUUCUAUUUAAUACUAGCACCAAGAAAUUUUGUUUCUAUCAGUAGUUACUUACCAAGUGCAGUGAUAAUAUCUGUUGUAUAUGCAACGUUUUCCUUAGAUGCACUUGUAAAUACUCCAUUUGGUCCCCCUAUGUUUUUUAACAAAGAGAGUUUACUAUCAUUAAUGAUAUUAUCGAUUACGUUAGCCUCUUCAUAUUUCUUGUCGCAAUUAUUUAUAUAUGCGCCAAAUCCAGGAUUAUUAAUCGGACUCAACAUAUUACUGACAAUAGUACCGUAUUUCAUCAGAAAACCCGUAUCCUUUUUUAAGGAACCAUUAACCUAUAGAAUCAGAGUUUUUGGAUAUCUAUACAUGAGUUUAGUAUUGACAUCUUUGCUAGUCAUCAAUUUUCCCUUAGCAUUUAUGAUGGGUAUUCUUUCAUUCCCCAUGACAUUGGUACAGACACAACAAUCAAGAUAUAUUGCGAAUAUGUCAAUCGCAAUCAAAAAUAUGUUAUACUUGACUUUAUCCAACCCAUUUUUCGCCAUUUUAAUAGUUUCCAACGUAAUUGAUUCCGACUUAAAAUAUUUAGAUGUCUUCUAUGAUUUAAUUUUGGCAUGGAAUGAUUUAAGUUGUUGGACUUGGUUCUUAAUAUGUAUAGGUUGGUUCCCAGCUUGGUUACUUAUCGCUAUGUCCACCAUUAAAAGUUCCCAAGUGACUUCUGUAGAAGAUGAGAAGAAACAACAAUAA
Molecule: messenger RNA, 1758 nt
Organism: Maudiozyma barnettii
Lineage: Eukaryota; Fungi; Ascomycota; Saccharomycetes; Saccharomycetales; Saccharomycetaceae
Gene: GAA1
Product: GPI-anchor transamidase subunit GAA1
Exons: 1
Coding region: 1-1758 (585 amino acids)
Biological process (GO): attachment of GPI anchor to protein
Cellular component (GO): membrane; GPI-anchor transamidase complex
Source: RefSeq, a predicted model, not a curated record